AUGCCUCCACAACACCCACCUCAACGUAAUGAGAUAGUUGAAUGGUACAAGUCUAUUCCUCCUAUAACAAAAGCAAUAUUUACACUCUCUAUUGUCACUACAACAGUCGCUACUUUUGGACUUGUUUCACCUUCAUCACUCAUUCUUUAUUGGCCAAAUGUUAGGAAUAAACUACAAUUGUGGAGACUUGUAUCAUGUUUCUUUUUCAAUAAACUUAGUUUAGGAUUCGCAUUUAAUUUGUAUUUCUUAUACCGUAAUUCAAUACAAUUAGAAAACGAAGUUUUUCAAGGACAGCCAGCAGAUUAUGUCUUUUUCCAUCUUGUUACUUCAGGUCUACAGCUAGUUGUAUCAAGUAUUUUUGGUAUUUAUGUAUUAAGUGAUGGACUUUUACUUUCCAUUGCUUAUCUUUGGGCACAACAUAAUCGUGAGACACCUGUCUCAUUUAUGUUUGGUAUACGAUUUAAAGUAAUUUUCCAAUAUAGCGAACUAUAA
Messenger RNA from Cokeromyces recurvatus, 492 nucleotides. Its product is annotated as Derlin. The record is from RefSeq and is a predicted model, not a curated record. Bases 1 to 492 code for a protein of 163 amino acids. Lineage: Eukaryota; Fungi; Mucoromycota; Mucoromycetes; Mucorales; Mucoraceae. Gene Ontology annotation, biological process: endoplasmic reticulum unfolded protein response. Gene Ontology annotation, molecular function: ubiquitin-specific protease binding; misfolded protein binding. The transcript has 2 exons. Gene Ontology annotation, cellular component: endoplasmic reticulum membrane; Hrd1p ubiquitin ligase ERAD-L complex.